GUCAUCAUCAUCAGUCCACGCUCGUAGCAAGUUCCGAAACAAGUCUCAUCUCAGGACGUUUGUGUCGACAAAGUCUGUGUCAAGCCUUUCGUCGAGAGUAAACGCAGACGACGUCUUUAUUGCCAAAAAGAAAGAACAAGUAGCGUCUACGAUUUUACCACAAGAUGUGAAAUUGUAUGUAGUCUACGAAGAAAAGUUGCGAGGCGAAUCUACAAACAGGAAGAAGUAUGACGACCAAGGAAACCCCAUUGAGGCAAUGUUGGUUGAUCUGCAACUUCUUCGCUUUGCUUCUCUCGCAGCUGACAUACAGUUGCUGUUCUGCAUCAGCCUAACGGGCCACGAGAGGAAAUCGAACCUCAAUUACUACUUGGAUGUCUACUAUGAAUCCUUCAAGAGUGUCAUGGAUUGUGGGGGAUUAGCCAUGCCUUUCACCAGAGGUGAACUUGCGGAUGAAUACGAAAGCAAACGUCUUUAUGGCCUAUUUUGGGCAAUGGCUUUUUUGCCGGCCAUCCUCAGUGAAAGCGAGGACAUCCCAGAUGAGUUCUACACCAACGACUUGCUUACAGCAUCUGAAGGACCCUCCAGCUGCAUUGCUUCCCAGGAUCCCGACGGAGAGUCUGUCGGUUCUCCGAUGAGUGAGAAAGAGAAGGAGGCUUUUCUCCUCAAGUUCAAAAAGAAUCCUGAUUUGACAUCGCGUUUCCUUUCUCUCUUUGAUGACAUCAUAGGAAAUGGCGAGAAUGUAUUGUGAUAAGUUCAAUAUUGAUUUCUCUGACUUGAUGAAAGUCCUUUUCCCCCCCGUAUCGGACUCAUAUAUUUCUUUGAGGAAAUUCUCCCCAGCACUGACCCCCUUAAAUCUUUCAAGCCAAUUGUUAGCCGAAAAUAACUUCAAAUUUAUUUCAGGAAGCAUGCUGAGAACAAUAAACAGGAAAUAGCGUAUCCACUAUA
Messenger RNA from Macrobrachium nipponense, 945 nucleotides. RefSeq lists its product as uncharacterized. Bases 257 to 748 code for a protein of 163 amino acids. Lineage: Eukaryota; Metazoa; Arthropoda; Malacostraca; Decapoda; Palaemonidae. The record is from RefSeq and is a predicted model, not a curated record. The transcript is spliced from 2 exons.